Messenger RNA from Trichomycterus rosablanca, 942 nucleotides. RefSeq names its product peptide deformylase, mitochondrial (gene pdf). The transcript is spliced from 3 exons. Gene Ontology annotation, cellular component: mitochondrion. The record is from RefSeq and is a predicted model, not a curated record. NCBI's taxonomy places the organism in Eukaryota, Metazoa, Chordata, Actinopteri, Siluriformes, Trichomycteridae. Gene Ontology annotation, biological process: peptidyl-methionine modification. Bases 4 to 795 code for a protein of 263 amino acids. Gene Ontology annotation, molecular function: peptide deformylase activity.
ACCAUGUGUAAAUAUCCAUAUUGUUUCACCAUGUGCGACAGAGCUGCAGUGUCGUUUAUGAUCAUGACCAGAAAUCUGAGGACCUUUUUUCCUUGUGUGUUGAGGAUUCCAGUUAGCAAUGACUUUCCCUUCACCUGGAAUUCUUCCUCUUUCACAUUCACUGCACCUGUACGCGGACAGUCCACAAGCGUGAAAACACGCUCAUACCUGCAGUAUCUGAAACGAAAAGUCAUAGCGCCACCUGCUCCUCCUUACAGUCAUGUUUGUCAGGUUGGAGAUCCAGUGUUGCGGUGCAAAGCUGCAGCUGUGGACCCUGCAGCUAUAGAGGGACCUGAGGUCCAGCGUGUGAUAAAAAAGAUGGUAACAGUAAUGCAAAGGCUAAAGUGUGUGGGAAUAAGUGCACCACAGGUCGGUGUUCCUCUGCGCAUCAUCGCUAUGGAAUAUUCAGAUAAGAUGCUGCAGGACAACUCGCCUGCUACCAUCCAGGCCCGGGGUCUGGUCACGGUGCCACUCAAGAUAUUUGUGAAUCCUGAGCUCUCUGUGCUGGAUGGACAGACUGUGAGCUUCCAGGAGGCUUGUAAGAGCAUCUCAGGCUAUUCUGCUUCUGUGCCACGAUACAUCUCAGUAAAGGUUUCAGGGCUGAAUGAAAAUGCUGAACCUGUUGCCUGGCAAGCAAGUGGCUGGCCGGCGAGGAUACUGCAACAUGAAAUGGAUCAUCUCAAUGGAAUUCUUUAUGUUGACCGAAUGGACUGUAAAACCUUUAUUAAUGUGAACUGGGAGCAAUACAAUGAAUAGCAGUUUUAUAGCUUCUAUUUUGCCAUUAUUUUGUCUACCAAUGUUCUGUUUAUUUGUGCUAUAUAACUGGCCAAGUUAUAAGACAUGUUGGGUGAUUUUCAAACUCAGUGUUGUGUGUUACAUAAAAUAAAGUAGGUAAACCAGAAA